Molecule: messenger RNA, 1309 nt
Organism: Oncorhynchus keta (chum salmon)
Lineage: Eukaryota; Metazoa; Chordata; Actinopteri; Salmoniformes; Salmonidae
Product: probable E3 ubiquitin-protein ligase HERC3
Exons: 9
Coding region: 108-1250 (380 amino acids)
Source: RefSeq, a predicted model, not a curated record
CAAUCUAGUUGAUAUGAUCGCCGAUGACCAAGCACAUAGCGCGCGCGCAGGGUGGUCUGCGUUAUUAGUAAUGUAACGUUAGGCAUCACCUUCACCUUCACAUCAUCAUGUUCUGCUGGGGAGACGGUUCGAGUGGACAGUUAGGUCUAAACUUUGAGAAUGUGUCUGUUCCGAUAGCAGGGAAUAUAUUCUCUGAUAAAGUCACAGAAAUUGCUUGCGGGGAGCAACACACUUUAUUUCUCACGGCAGAUGGCAGGAUCCUAUCAUGUGGGCGCAAGGGACAACUUGGCAGACAGAGGAACUUAAAUUCAAAACUACCAGCCCCAGUGGAGGGUCUGGGGGCAGUGGUCUCUGUGUCUUGUGGUCAGGACCACUCUGUUGCUGUGUGCGCGUCAGGACAGGUCUACUCCUGGGGGGCAGGGGGUGAGGGACAGCUGGGCAUCGCCCUUACUACUGUCUCCAAAGCCCCCAGGCCAAGACCAGUUCCAAUACCUUCGCCCUUGCCGAUAACAGUGAUACAGGUUGCUUGUGGAAAUUACCAUUCUUUGGCCCUGACUAAAGGAGGACAGGUGUUCUCAUGGGGUCUGAACAGCCAUGGACAGCUGGGCCUGGGCAAGGGAGUCCCUCUGCAGCCCAUACCUGCCCUGGUGCGCCCCCUCACAGGGGUCCCAGUGACCCAGGUAGCAGCCGGAGGAACCCACACUCUGGCCCUCACCCUCCCAGGCCUGGUCUACUGCUGUGGGGCGAACAGGGCUGGGCAGCUGGGACUCAACCGUGUGGAUGAGAAAGGCCGGUUCAACAUCUGUUCUUUGCCUGCUCUCAGAGUCUUGGGGGUUUCCUUCAUCAGCUGUGGAGAGGCACAUUCUGCUGUUCUCACCAAGGGUGGACAGGUGUUCACCUUUGGAGAGGGAAGCCGAGGCCAGCUUGGGCACAACGCAUCAGCUAACGAACUCCUACCCAAACUGGUAGAGGGUAUGGAUGGACUGGCCUCACAGAUAGCAUGUGGCAGCCAUCACACCCUGGUGCUGGGGUCCUCAGGUCAACUCUGGGCCUUUGGCAGUGGGGUCAAAGGUCAGCUAGGGACUGGCAACACAGGGGGCAGCUUGCAACCCACCUCAGUGCUGCUGAAAAGGGAUUCUGGUGGGGCAGCAACAGUCAUACAUAACGACAUGAAGGUAUCAGUGGGAUGGAAUUCAAACUUCAUUUACACCACUGAGAGUUCUGAAAGAGAACAGCCAAUCGGGAGAUGAGAUAAAGCCAAGCUGCAAAAAUGGCUGUCGAUGGAGCAAGGAAAUUCAGAGGCGCAAAG